AACGUGAUUGGGUGAAUCGGUGUCACGUGACCCUCCUUCGGCAGGAGUUUCCCCGACAGCUGAGCAGCAGCUAAAUGCUUCUUUUCACCUGUAACAUUGACCCUUUUCGGCUCCAGCGACUCGAAGUUUCAUAAAAUGGGUGACAAGAAGAGCCCCACGAGGCCAAAGCGGCAAUGCAAGCCCUCCUCCGACGAUGGGUACUGGGACUGUAGUGUCUGCACGUUCAGAAACAGCGCUGAGGCGUUCAAGUGCUUGAUGUGUGAUGUCAGGAAGGGGACGUCAACUCGAAAACCACGACCUGUUUCUCAGCUGGUUGCACAGCAAGUAAAUCAGCAGUUUGCACCACCCACACACCCUAAAAAGGAGAAGAAAGAAAAAUCAGAGAAAGACAAGAGUGACAAAGAACCGACGCUGAAAAAGAAAAGCCAUAAAAGGUUGAGGCCCAGGUUAAAAAACAUAGACAGAAGCAGUGCCCAGCAUCUAGAGGUCACAGUUGGAGACUUGACUGUAAUAAUCACAGACUUUAAGGAGAAAGCCAAACCUGUGUCCACUUCUACAAGUGCUGCCUCAGCAGACCAGCACAGUCAAAGUGGCUCAAGCUCAGAUAACACUGAAUGAGGGGUCUCCAGAAGUUCUUCGCCCAACGGGGAAGGCUUGUCGGCUAAUGCACAACCCGUUCUUCUGCACUCUGAACAACCUCAACCAGAGAUUAAACUCCCAACAUGCACGUUUUUUUUUUUUGUUUGUUUGUUUGUUGUUGUUUUUUUUAUUAAUACUACAUGAUAGGAUUCUCCUCUUUCUGGGCUGUAUUUUUCUCUUCCUUUUCAAGAUGGUAAAGAAGCCAGGAGUCAGGCUGUAUGCUGUGUGCUCAAUUCAAAGAAGUGUUGCAGCAGGAUCUAUCUUGAUGAACUGAAAAGAGGAACUGUAGCAUUAAAUCCCGGAUGUCAGUGGAACUGUGCCCUUUAUUGUGGCACCUUGUUUAACACCUCAGUGUUACAUCAACAUCACACUGCUGCACAGAAUAAACGAUGCAUUACAAAAGACAAUAUGAAGAAGUCAUCUCACAGUUGUAGCUUUUUUUUUGUUAUCAUUAUUUGCACUUAAUGGCAUCUUAUUUUCAUGGUAACAUUUUUUUAGCAUUAUUUCCACACCAUUAUCAAUAAAUCAUAACACUGUUGGUUACUGGCCUUAUCCAGCUCUCAUUUGAUGACAUUCAUUGUUUUACUGUCUAACAUUUGAGUAAAAAUAAUGAAUAAUUAUUUUAACUAUGCUUCUAUGCUUCUCCUUCACUCGCUAGAGUUAAGCAUGAUUUAAUCUAUAGAAUGGUUUAUAUUGUAAAAUAAUGUUAAAUAAAAUAAGUUGUAAGUA
Messenger RNA from Scatophagus argus, 1368 nucleotides. Its product is annotated as YY1-associated factor 2-like. The transcript has 4 exons. The coding region runs from base 136 to 618 and encodes 160 amino acids. Gene Ontology annotation, molecular function: transcription coregulator activity; DNA binding. Lineage: Eukaryota; Metazoa; Chordata; Actinopteri; Scatophagidae. Gene Ontology annotation, biological process: positive regulation of DNA-templated transcription. Gene Ontology annotation, cellular component: nucleus. The record is from RefSeq and is a predicted model, not a curated record.